This is a messenger RNA of Scophthalmus maximus (turbot), 5303 nucleotides long. RefSeq names its product proline-rich protein 36-like. Gene Ontology annotation, cellular component: nucleus; PRC1 complex. The transcript is spliced from 12 exons. Gene Ontology annotation, molecular function: protein binding; zinc ion binding. Lineage: Eukaryota; Metazoa; Chordata; Actinopteri; Pleuronectiformes; Scophthalmidae. The coding region runs from base 672 to 4646 and encodes 1324 amino acids. The record is from RefSeq and is a predicted model, not a curated record.
UGUAUGUGUGUGUGUGUGUGUGUGUGCGUGUGCGUGCAGCCUGCAGCCCCCUCGCUCGCUCGGUGCGUCGCGGUCCUCCUGAGCUCUGAGUGGAGCUGUCUCGCCUCUGUCGCCCUGUUGAGCGCGGCCGCUGCCUUCCAUUGCACUUCUCUCCAGCAGCAGCAGCAGCGGACCGAGCAGGCCCCCCCUUGGCAGCCGCUACACGGUGGCUGCGCGCCGGGCUCAUUCCCACCGCGGAGACCCGGCAGGUGCGUCGGCGGCGCGGUGUUCCACCGCAGAACGGCGGGCGACGUCCCGCAUAGUGGAUCCACGCACAGCUCGGCGGAGGGGAAGAGCUCCAGGCUGCAGAUGAAGCCCUGAACAAAGUGCGACACACACACUUACACACACACACAUACACACACACGCACGCACAUCGUCCACGGGCCUGUCGCGCUUUGCAACUUUGCGCGAGUGGCUGCGUGCGGGAGGUUCACGCCGGAUAAUCAGAGGUGAGGCUGCUGACAUUACUGUGAGGAGGAGGAGGAGGAGGAAGGUGACGCGCACUUCGCUGUCAGACGAGGAAGUGAAGCUUCACACACACACACACACACACGCCCAUUUCAGCCUGUGUCGACCCCCCCGGUUCAUCUGAGCAACAGACUUCAUCACAAACAUGCGCGCAGGGCCGGAUGGACGCCGCCGGGAGUAACCUGCAGGACGACGCCGAAUUCAGAGGUAGUGUGUCACAGUGUUGGACGAUGGACAAGGAUCCGGCUCGUCGGUCACAUCACGGAGACGCCACCAAUGGAAGCAGCCCCACCACCCCCACGCCUCCUCGGCUCACCCCCAACCCCACGCUCCUCGACUCCCCAGCGUCCACGCUGACGCCCGCCACCUCCUCGCCUCCUCCCCCUCUCACCCCUGCACCCUCCGUCAUCUCGUCCCAUGGCCCCAAGGCGGCGACGGCGUCGCCCCACAUCCUCGUCCCCGCUCCCCCUAAGCUCACCUCCACCGCCAUCCCCGCCCUCCGCACGUACUCUCGCCCGAUCCUGCCCUCCCCCACGACUGGCGUCUUCAAAAAAUCUCCUCCUGCACAAACCUCCUCCGCCUCCACCUCUCUUCUCCCACCAUCCAACCCUUCCUCUUCCUCUUCCCCUUCCUCUUCCUCUUCCUCUUCUCACGCCGUCGCCACCACGGCCUCCCCCCUCGUCUCCUCCGCCUGCCUGACCAACGGGAACACGCGGCCUGUGUCCACGCCGACCUCCGCGCCAAUCACGCCCUUUCACACACCAGCCAGUCCACCUGGCAGACAGGUACCACAGCCUCACCCUGUGGGAACACCUGGUCUCGUGCGAGCCAAUCAGAGCCCCUCCCCUGUCAGGCAGAGGGUCUCCCAGCAGACACUGCUCCUGGGGAAAGGUCUCAGGGGGUCCGGCCAAGACCAGGUGCUGCUCAGAGCUCAGAUGCUGAUUCUUACGUCUGCAAUGCGACCUGCCCCAUCCUCCUCCUCCUCCUCCUCUUCUUCCUCCUCCUCCUCCUCCUCCUCCUCACUCUCUUCCAACCCUGCUUCCGCUCAGCUCCAGAGUCUCACCCUGAGGCCUUCUCCCCCCGGGACCCUCACCAUCCCCCCCACCCUGCGCCUCAAGGCCCCGCCCCCACUCUCUCGCCCUCACGCCGCGCUCUUCCCCCCUCUCAGGCCGCGGCCGAAGCCCGGCACCACGGCAACGGAGAGCCCGACCACGCCCGGCCGCCACCUCGCCGUCCCGCCUCCGACUCUCUACUCUCCGGUACGAGCCGUCCCUCUGAGGCCCAGACUUCACUCUCCCAUCGGUCACCGAGCGGCGGCGCCUCGACAAACCUCUGGUCUCCAGCCGAUCGCCGCCGCUGCUCCUCCUCCCUCCAGUCAGGCCCCGCCCUCCAAUCAGGCCCCGCCCAUCAGCCGACCGCCUGCCGCUCUGAGGAACUGUCCGUUAACUCAAACUGUGCCCGGUCCCGGACAGAGCCAGCGCAGAUCGCUGUCCGUCACCAACCCUUCCUCCCACUUCGAUCGUUCGCCGUCUGCAGCCAGGCAGCUGCAGAUCAUCGCCCUCUCCUCGGGACGCCAGCCCCGCCCCGGAGUGUACGCCCACGCCUCGGUGCAGCCGCCGCCUCCCGUCGCAGAGCCCCCCGAGCUUUCCACCAAAUCAAAGAGAACUUUCGGCAGUGAGGAAGACCCACUCCUUCUUCCUCGUCCUCCAAACCCCUCGUUGCCAAAAACAACCUCUCCUCUGCCGUCGCCACCGUCUCUCCUGAGUCCGGCCUCUCCGCCACGUCAUCAGGCCGGAACUCAUUCACAGACUCCGGUUCGCGAGGCGAAGGAGAGCGAGGAGCAGACGGAAAGAGGGCGAGGGGCGCGACAAGGAACCAGAGAUGAGGGGGGCGUCGGUGAAGACCCGCGGCUGGAGAGAGAUGACCAAAGAGAGCGGGCGAGGGAGGAGAAACGACCGGGGCAGGAAGCUGAGGCAGGAAGAGAGGAGGAACAGAUGGAAGUGACGGAGGAAGGCCGGAGUGAGGACGGCGAGGAGGAGAAGAGGAUGGAGCAGGAAGAGGAAGCAGCAGAGAGCGCCAUGGACCAGUCCGAGGAGCCGACCGCCGGUCAGGUUCUCCGUCGGCACUGGAGCACGGAUCCAAUCCCGACGCCCGAUCCCAUCAAAGAGUCCAGCCUCAAACUCAAACCCGACCUGGGUCUUGUUUCCGCCUCAGCUCCGUUCCAGACCUCAGCCCCCAUCCCGGCUUCAGUCCCAGCACCGCCUCCGGUCCCAGCACAGGUCCCGGCACCACCUCCGGUCCCAGCACAGGUCCCAGCACCACCUCCGGUCCCAGCACAGGUCCCAGCACCGCCUCCGGUCCCAGCACCGCCAGUCCCAGCACCGCCUCCGGUCCCAGCACCACCUCCGGUCCCAGCACAGGUCCCAGCACCACCUCCGGUCCCAGCACCACCUCCGGUCCCAGCACCACCUCUGGUCCCAGCACAGGUCCCAGCACCACCUCCGGUCCCAGCACAGGUCCCAGCACCGCCUCCGGUCCCAGCACCACCUCCGGUCCCAGCACAGGUCCCAGCACCACCUCCGGUCCCAGCACCACCUCUGGUCCCAGCACAGGUCCCAGCACCACCUCCGGUCCCAGCACAGGUCCCAGCACCACCUCCGGUCCCAGCACAGGUCCCAGCACCACCUCCGGUCCCAGCACAGGUCCCAGCACCACCUCCGGUCCCAGCACAGGUCCCAGCACCACCUCCGGUCCCGGACGCCUCUGUCCAGACUCAGAGGCUACACGAGUCUCACGGGGAGCUCCAGCCCGUCAGUCAGGAGGACUUCUGUGAGAACAUGUCGUCCCAGUCCGACAACCAGUCAGCUCUGUCCAGCCUCUCCUCCCAGUCUCCGCCCUGCUCGCCCUUCAUCGCCCCGCCGACAGAGAUCCCUCCUCCCCUCCUCCACGCUCAGAGCGCCCACCCGGCCGACCGCGGCCUAUCGCAGCGCAAGCCCGAGAAGUUGGUCGUCGGAGCGGCCGAGGAGUCGCGGCGCCUGGCCGGGGCCGAGACCGAGGCCGAGCCCCUCGGCCAAUCAGAAGACGAGUCGGGAAGCUUUGACCAAUCGCUGAGUAGCCCCUGGGAGCCGAGGGCGUGGCCUGAGGGACGACAGGUUCUGACUCACCUGGUGGAGGGGUUCGUCAUCCAGGAGGGGCUCCAACCUUUUCCUGUGAACCGCUCAUCCUUGCUGGUCGCCCCCGAGCAGGUGACCACGCCACAGGAAGUGAACGGGACCAAUGGCACGUCGGCGCUGCCGGUGACGGACAUGGUGAAACAGACGGAACCGUCCAGCGAGUCGGACGAGGAGGACGGAGGCGACGCGGACGAACCCGGCACACGGUCCAGUCACAGGGACCGCACGGUGCUGCACUGCCAGUUCUGUGGGAAAAGAGGCCACGCCCACAACUUCAUGCGAUCCAAGCGCUUCUGCUCCACGUCCUGCGCUCGCGGGUUCAACGUUCGCCUGACGAAGCGUCUGCGGGCUCUGAGCGCGGGCGGUCGCUCGGAGAGGCCUCGGCCGGCGCUCCUGAACCGGGCGGAGUCGGUGCCGGGGAAACCUCUGUUACUGCGGCUGCCUCGCGAUCUGUGGAGCGCCGGUCGCCGCGAGAAGGAGGGAAAGAAGAAGGAAGCAGAAGACGAGGACGAGGAGGAAGAGGAGGAGGACAUGGCGGGAGGAGGGGAGGAGGAGGAAGACGACGACGACGAUGGAGGAGGAGGAGAAGAGGAUCCUGCUGUCGCCGUGACAGCGAGGGUGGAGCGCCGGGCGGUUCGCAGAGCGAGGAGGGCGUCGGCGCCCGCCAUGACGACCAUCUCCUCCUCCUCCUCCUCCUCCUCCUCCUCCUCCUCCUCUUCCUCCUCCGCCGCGCCCACCACCACGUUCACGCCCGCCCCCUCUCAGUGGAGCGUGGAGGACGUGACCGCCUUCAUCCACACGCUGCCAGGCUGCGGCGACGUGGCCGAGGCGUUCCGGCUGCAGGAGAUCGACGGCCAGGCUCUGCUGCUGCUGACCGAGGACCACCUGAUGACCAGCAUGAACAUCAAACUGGGACCGGCUCUGAAGAUCUGCGCUCACAUCAACGCGCUGAGGAACCAAUGAGGGCGAGAGACCAAGAGGAACACAGGAGAACAUUUGAGGGCAAUAAAUCAAAGACAUGGGGGCAAAUUUGAAAAGAUAAAGGAAGAAGAGUUUGGGGGGGGGGGGGGUGACACCAAGGACGACAGGACAAAGUCACAAAAAGAGAUUUCAUGGUAAUUUAUGAGAUUAUAAGUGGAGGUGUGGCCUUAGAGGAGUCGUCCACGACGUCACCGGGAGACGAGUCUCUGACUGUAGCAGGAGACGGAGCCUUUUUGUACCUUUGUGUAUAUUUUACACGCCGCUGGAGAGUUGUACAUUUGAAGGAUUUUGGAACAUUUAAUAUAUGAAAAUUUUGUCUAUUUAGUUUUUUUUAGAACGUGACGUCAAAAAAAAAUCUAUAAAUCCAGUAGCUGAACAUAACCGGUGUGUGUGUGUUUGUCAAAGAAUUAAAAAUAAUAAUAAUAAUAACAACAACAACAUCACGUAGACUUUGUAAGUGAAUCAUGAAAAGUUUUAAUGUUUUAUAAUAUCACUAUAUUCUGGACAAAAAAAACCAAUGUCUGUGGAUUUUAAGAAGAAAAAAAGAAGAAAGAAGUGUAAAGACUGGUGUCAUUUAAUCGUCACAUUUUUAUGAUAUCCUGCUCGAAAAUUAUUUAAAUAAAUGAAUGAAUUGAUGAA